Messenger RNA from Hyposmocoma kahamanoa, 2377 nucleotides. RefSeq lists its product as uncharacterized. The record is from RefSeq and is a predicted model, not a curated record. Gene Ontology annotation, biological process: phosphatidylinositol phosphate biosynthetic process; intracellular signal transduction. Bases 35 to 2104 code for a protein of 689 amino acids. Lineage: Eukaryota; Metazoa; Arthropoda; Insecta; Lepidoptera; Cosmopterigidae. The transcript is spliced from 6 exons. Gene Ontology annotation, cellular component: phosphatidylinositol 3-kinase complex. Gene Ontology annotation, molecular function: 1-phosphatidylinositol-3-kinase regulator activity.
AAGUACAUUACACAUUAUUAUUGACUUUGGGGUGAUGGAUUCACCACCUUCCUUUUCAACUCUCUCGGAAGCACCUCCAUUGAGUGAAGACAGUGGUCUCCUGAUUACAAGUGGUUCGUUUUCGAGUGAUUCCGCGAGCGGAUGGCAUCACGUAGCAUCAGAGUUACAAGAGAGCGAUUUCGAUGAACGAUCUCUGUCGCUUUGUGAGUCCACCGAUGCCUCAGAGCGUAUGUAUGGCGACUUCUUCAAUACUGUAAAGAAGGGCCCGGGAAAAGCAGUUUUCACAACUAUUGACCCUCCGCGAGAGUUUCAGGAUAUUCUCGAACCAGUUGGUGUAGAUAACCCCACAGUGUUAUGUGUGUCCCCCAGUUCGAACAUUAAAAAUGAGUCUGUGAAUAAUAACGCAAUCACGAGUUUAGAAGUGUCAAGAGGAAAUAAACACCCUUCGCCAUUGUACCCAAGAUACCUGAAGCCGGAAUCUUUCUAUGAACGUCAUCACUGUUUGAAUCAUCGAAUCGCGAGCCCUCGACUGCUGCACCUAAGUCCAUGCCGCACGACCAGGCCAUCCUCUCGAAAUUCACUCUCGUCGCGGCUGUCGAGCAGCCACAACUCUCUUGUCACUCAAUUUCAAGCAGACGAUUCCAGCUUCAUUACUCAAGCUAUUUCUCACGAUACACUUUCGGCUAAAACAUCUGACAUUACUGAUUUAUACAAUGUCCCUUUCGACAGUGACAUUUAUGCUGUCCCUGUUGAUAUGAUACGCCCUCAAAAUAAUUUGAAAAGUAAAAAGUCUGGGAAGAGUAACAAGAAGCGCGGCAACAGUACGCCACAAAAUAUGCCAGCGACUGCGUUACCCACCGAGAAAAAUCUCAGAAUGAAAGAAGGCGGCAAGAGUAAAGAAACCAAAACUAAACGUUUCAGUUUACCAGGAUCUUCCAAAAAAAAUACAGAACCUGAAAACGGACCUAAACCUCUAACAAUGGUGGAAAUACAGAAAUAUUUGAACUCGUUGUAUGCCAAUCCACACCCUCAUAAGAAUCGCUUAGAUUCUAUUAGAGAGCGAAAUGGCACUUUCGUAGCGAGUUUCAAUUUAGACUUACACAGGCGCACUUAUAUAGAGGCUAAACCUGCAAACGUAGAACACAAGGAACCCAGGGCUGGCACAGCGGUGUUCCUAACAGAAAGCAUUGAGGUGUCAAAAACCGCCGAAACGAACAAUAAUCAUAAGAAGUCUAAAAACUCGUUUUGCGUUAACACGAAAAGUAAGAAACAUAAGGAAACUAAUCAAAAAGAGAGAGAUUUAAGUAAUAAUGACAAGCCCGGGAAGAAAAUGACAAUGAAUCCAACUCAUAAGGAAAAAAUGUCACCCGUGAGGAUUUUGUCGAUUAAUUUGAAGCAAAGUUUCUGCAAUUUGUUCCGUUGGCGACGCCAUACUGUAACUGAAGACGCGCAAGACGAGGACAAAGGGGACGAUGACAAGGAAGGGUUUUUGCCUGCUGCGGUGCGCCGUGCACUGCCGCCUCUGCCGCGCUCCCCACAAGCAGGACAUUCCUCUCGUCGCUCCGCUAACGAAGAAGACAAUGUAACGGACUUUGCUACAUCCAUAGAGAAAGUAAAAGACUACGGAUGGUAUUGGGGUCCGUUAUCGGUAGAAGCAGCCGAGAAAGUUCUCUCCAACGAACCGGAUGGCUCAUUUAUAGUGCGUGACAGCAGUGAUGACCAUUAUAUUUUUACUUUGACUUUCAAGUUGAAUGGGCUCAGACAUGUCAGGAUAGAACAUGAUCAAGGUAAUUUUUGCUUCGGUGGCUGUACGAUGUUUAAAGCGCAAACUAUAGUGGAAUUUAUCGAAAACGCUGUAGAGACGUCGCGCAGUGGACGAUACCUGUUCUUCCUGAACUUAAGACCCCUACUGGGCCCAGUGCGGGUGCAAUUGUUAUACCCCGUAUCUAGAUUCAAGCGGGUGCAAAGCCUUCAACAUAUGUGCAGAUUUGUAAUACUUAAAAAUGUGCGUCGGGACCUCAUCGGUAGUCUGCCGCUACCUCGGCGACUCUUGGAUUAUUUAAGCGCCAACCACUACUACUCGGAGCUCCUUGCUGAUGCAUAGGUCAUGUUAUACCAAUUCUAAUUUUACAAGACUGUACGAAUUAGGAUUAUGGUGUUGUUGUAUUUAUAUAACUUGUUUCGUGCUUGUGACUUUUAUUGAUAUUCUGUGGAAUUUUCAAUUGAAUAAUUUAUAUUGCGUGACCUAAUUUUAUGCAUAUAAACGAUACGAUAUUUAACAUUUUGCUCCCGUAACAAUUCAUACACGUUUAAUAUGGUAUCUUUGCUCUUUCUUUCAGAAUUUAUGACAUAAAAAAUAAUAUAUAUUCAUUAGAUA